Molecule: messenger RNA, 442 nt
Organism: Prorocentrum cordatum
Lineage: Eukaryota; Dinophyceae; Prorocentrales; Prorocentraceae
Source: the annotation of a GenBank genome assembly
GACGAAGCCUGGUUGGUGGUGCAACCUACGACGAGUACCUGCGCGUGGGUCCGCUGCAGUGGCCGUGCAUCUGUCCGCAGACGUCGUGGGCAAAGGUGGGAGCACAGAAGCAGGUGGAAUAUCAAGGCCGGCCCUACCUGCUCCAGGCGAUGCCCGAGUCCAUCAAGACCCAGGCGCUCGCCUCCAGGCAGUCGAGCUGCAGCGAGCUCGUCUUCGCCGUGUGCGUCGAGGCGGGCCCUGGCACCCUACGAGAUAGAGCUGCCGCGUUAAAGGCAGCGGAGUGGCUGCAACACCUUGGGGCUGUUGCCUCAGACCCCACGGUCCAGCUCACCACGCUGCGCACGCUGGUGCGCAAGAUGGUUGAGGCUGACGAGGACUUCCAGUUCCGUAUGAGCAAUUGGCAGCUCGUGCGGGGCCUCAGUGGCGCUGCGAGCUGCGGCCG